AUGUUUUCAAACCAUCGACAUCCUGCACAACCGCUGCAGGGCACCGCCACUACUACAAUCACAACCACUGCGAACGGCAGCCCCCAAUCUUCUCAGCUCGUCUAUGCCUCGCCGGAUGCCUCAAGAAUCGGGCAGAAUGUGGACACACACAACCCCCACGCCGGAGAAUCGGCGCGCUCAAAUAAUGAUCACAACCUGAUGCCUUCUCAAUACAAGCUUCCUGAACAGCACCCUCGUCACCUAGAGAACGGGCGAACGUAUCAUGGAUACCGGAAAGGCGUUUACAUGCUACCGUGCGACGAUGAAGAGCAAGACCGCCUUGAUUUGUUUCACAAAGUCAUCACAGAAGCUCGAGUUGGCGACGGCUUAAUAUAUGCCCCUCACCCCCCAAAUGCGCGUGUAUUGGACCUGGGCUGCGGCACCGGAAUUUGGGCAAUCGAUGUAGCUAACAAAUAUCCCGACAGCUUCGUGGCUGGCAUGGACCUCGCUGAUAUCCAGCCUGAGAACUGCCCUAAGAAUUGUGACUUCUAUGCUCCGCGAGAUUUCGAGUAUCCAUGGGCAUUGGGUGAGGACUACUGGGAUUUAAUUCAUAUGCAGAUGGGAAGUGGCAGCGUCACUAGCUGGCCAUCGCUCUACCGUCGAGUAUUCACUCAUUUGCGUCCGGGAGGAUGGUUCGAGCAGGUAGAGAUCGAUUUUGAGCCGCGAUGCGAAGAACGUUCCCUCGAGAAUACGUCCAUGCACAAAUGGUAUCAGUACCUAAAACAGGCCACCGAGAUGUCUGCACGACCAAUAGCCCACAGCGUUAGCGAGACAAUGGCGGCACUGGAGAAACAAGGAUUUGUGAACAUUGACCAUCAGAUUGUUGGACUUCCGCUGAAUCCAUGGCAUCACGACGAGCACGAAAAGAAAGUUGGUCGGUGGUAUAAUCUUGCCAUUUCCGAGAGCGUUGAGACGAUGAUCCUCGCUCCUCUGCAUCGGGUAUGGGGAUUCUCAAAAGAACAAAUCCAGCAACUAGCCCUGGAAGUGAAAAGGGAAGCUUACAACAAGGAGAUACGAGCAUAUAAUAUACUUCACAUCUAUCAAGCGAUGAAACCGGAGACCCCACCGGGAAAUUGA
Talaromyces amestolkiae is the source of this 1116-nucleotide messenger RNA. RefSeq lists its product as uncharacterized. Gene Ontology annotation, molecular function: methyltransferase activity. The transcript has 2 exons. Lineage: Eukaryota; Fungi; Ascomycota; Eurotiomycetes; Eurotiales; Trichocomaceae. Bases 1 to 1116 code for a protein of 371 amino acids. The record is from RefSeq and is a predicted model, not a curated record.